AUCAGCGCGUUUUAUCUAGUCUAUGGUUUUUAUGUUAUGCAGAGUUUAUACAGACAGACCUCAAUCAUGGAGCACCGCAAACAAACAGCAGCCACAUUUUACAGUUCCUACCGAAUCAAAACAACGAGCUUAUGCUGCAUUCACUACCGUAAUUAAGAGAUAUGGCAACCCGUGACGUUCUAACCGGAGCUGUUCAGUCAGACUCAGAAUUACGCGUAGGAAAUGCAUUUCAACAGUAUCAACACCGAAAUGGAUCUGCAGCAGUCAGGGUGUGUUGGAUGUAACUGGUUAUCCUGAGAAAAUGAGGGUUAGCUGAGAUCUGUCAAAUCAGGAUAACAGCAACAGCUAUGCGCCCUGCAUCACUACAGCACCUGUUCUUAAGCAAACAACACCUAACAGAAAAAUAAGAGUGUGAGAGAAGUCCUCCUAUAGGUCAACAGCAGCCAGUUCUGCCCAGGGAGAGCAUCCACAAGCAGGCACCAGAGAGUGACCACGGCUCAGUCUAAUCUCCAACAAUUCUGCUAUUAUCUGCUCUAUCCAAUCAAAGUCUCGUGUCAAAGCAUCGCCAUUGUGAAUAGCCAAGGGUCCAGCGUGGGGGCAGAGAGUGGCGUUUUGAUGAGUCAGUGGGUCUAAGACCUCCACAAUAGGCCGCACAGGGCUCCACAAUAGUCAAGGCUAAUGCGGUUUUUCUGUUGGCUGCUGCUGAGUGUGCAGGCCUGAUGCGCAUUCUGCACUAAAUGAGGGGCCCUGUGCUAUAAAAACACUGGACAAGGGCUUGGCCACCACAUUGAUUAUACUGGAUCUGUCCCACCUCAGUACAGAGCGCGGUGAUCGACAGCAGCCAUGAAUCCGCAGCAGGAAUUGGAGCAGAGGGGGAAGUUUAGGAUGACUGUGUUCGAGGAGGAGUUCUUCCAGGGCAAGAGCUGUGAAUUCAUGUUUGAGUGCCAGAACAUUCUGGACAGAGACUUCAGAAAGAUUCGCUCCAUUAAGGUGGAGAACGGCCCCUGGGUGGGGUAUGAGUAUCCCGAGUUCCAGGGCCAGCAGUUUAUCCUAGAGAAAGGAGACUAUCCCUGUUACCAGGCCUGGAGUGGCAACAGCAGUUACAGAACAGAGCACAUGCUCUCUUUCAGACCUAUUAAAUGUGCUAACCACAGUGACAGUAAGAUUACCCUCUAUGAGUGUGAAGAAUUCAUGGGACGUAAAUUUGAGAUGUGUGAGGACUAUCCCUCUCUCCAAGCCAUGGGUUGGUGCAGCAAGGAAGUUCCCUCAAUCAAAGUCAACUCUGGAGCCUGGGUAGGCUAUCAGUUUCCUGGUUACCGUGGAUAUCAGUACAUCUUUGAGAGAGACAGACGCCAAGGAGAGUACAGAUGCUACAACGAGUUCGGCACCCAGGCACACACCAAUCAGAUCCAGUCUAUGCGCAGAAUUCAGCAAUAAGACCCGACACCAUUAUGUACCUACCAUGUCAUGCCGUGUCAUUACUAUAGGCAAUAAAGACAUUAUUUAAACUAUGGUAAAAGAGUGCUUGUGGCAAUUCCUUGCUUUUUUAAAUAAAAUAACUUCUCUGCUCAAAUCAUGGAUCUGCUAAGUGGUAAUUCUUGAUGUAAAAAACAAGCAGGUCUGAUGCUUUUUAAAGCUAUAUGUAAUUAGAGAAGGCCUCCCACAUUUCAAGGUAAAUGUAAUCAUGCAGAAAUAUUGAGAUAGACUACACUUUCAAGGGAGGAAUAAGCCACUUCGUUAUAUUUAAGAGUUAGGAUGUUUUACACCAGCUGAACAGCACCAAGUCUUGCUUAAUGACGUCCCACACCAUCUAUAUGAUGGAGGAUGUGAGACUGUGAUAUUUCUAAUAAACAAGAGCAUGAGUACAUUCA
Megalobrama amblycephala (Wuchang bream) is the source of this 1871-nucleotide messenger RNA. It is a transcript of the gene cryba2b, whose product is annotated as crystallin, beta A2b. NCBI's taxonomy places the organism in Eukaryota, Metazoa, Chordata, Actinopteri, Cypriniformes, Xenocyprididae. Gene Ontology annotation, biological process: visual perception; lens development in camera-type eye. The transcript has 7 exons. Gene Ontology annotation, molecular function: structural constituent of eye lens. The coding region runs from base 844 to 1437 and encodes 197 amino acids. The record is from RefSeq and is a predicted model, not a curated record.